UAUGAAUGUUGAUCUAUACCGUUAUAUUUUUUCGCUGUUCUGUGAUUCCUUUCAUUUCCCACACGUCGAGCUGUCUCUUGUCAUUCGUCAUUCCGUCAACAUCUGUCAUAUUUUGUGAUACAACAUCCAUCCCUUUUUGAACAAGGAAGACUUUCAGCUGGAUGAUAAAAUAAACACUGAAUUUUGAAUAUAAGUAAUAAUACAAAUAACAGAAAAGAUGGAAACUGAAAAACCCGCCGAUCUGGGUGACAAAAAGUCGUAUGCAGGUAUCCCAGAGGCAGAGUUUGUCGAUGAUGUAGAUGCUUAUAUGGCUAGAGCCGAAAAUGCAGGCACCGUAGAAUCAGUUUUGAAAAAAUUAGAUUCACAACACGCAAAAUAUAAAUUCAUGGAGUUCAACUUACUUUCAAAGAAAAAAAGGCUACACACCCAAGUACCCGAGCUGAAGAGAUCACUAUCCAUGAUCAGUAAGUUGGAACAGGAAAAAAAGGAGUUCGAAACGUUAUUUUUCCUAAGUGAACAAGUUUUUGCAAAAGCUAAGGUUCCUGCAACAGAUACAGUCUUUUUAUGGUUAGGAGCAAAUGUGAUGUUAGAAUACAGUUUAGAUGAUGCUAGGAAACUGCUGGCACAGAACGUGGCUGCAGCUACAAAGAAUCUAGCUCAUGUGGAGUAUGAUCUCGACUUUCUAAGGGACCAAUUUACUACAACAGAAGUGAACAUGGCAAGAGUCUUCAAUUGGGAUGUGAAAAGGAGGCAAGCAGCUAAAGCAGAAACAAAAGAGAAAAAGUGAAAUUUCCCAACCUUAAAAUAGCUUUUAUUAAGACUUGGAAACUUUGUUGACCACUCUGCUUGCAUUUGUGCACCAGAUAUUUUCUGUAAUCAAUAAGGUGUUAAUGCAGCAAUAAAUUCUAAUGAUUUUUCAUUUUAAUACAGAUAUUUUGUUGAAUAGAGAAUGAUCGUCCAUUAUAUGUUAGUCUCAACAUCCUGUAUUCCACAGUUGUAUGUUUUAAUCUUGUAGAUUUGAUAUCAUGAAUAUCAGAAGGUUAAAAAAUCACAAGAAUUACUCACAAAAAGUUUACUGUGAUCAAAAUCUAUAUACUAGAUGUUGAGCUAACUUGAAUAAACUGCUUCUCUGCAAAGCAAACUCUGUUUAUACUAAUGUUUAUUUCAGAAUGUAAUAUACAAAUUGCAAUCAAAAAA
Messenger RNA from Acanthoscelides obtectus, 1197 nucleotides. Lineage: Eukaryota; Metazoa; Arthropoda; Insecta; Coleoptera; Chrysomelidae. The record is from the annotation of a GenBank genome assembly.